UGAUAUUCUAAAUGUAAAGAUUCUCAUUAAAUAUGAAUUAUUUCCCCGUCAGGUUAUGGUGAACAAUGCAUACAAUGUCUGGGACGGAACAGAGAAGACUGCGAUGUUAAAGAAACAGUGGAGUGUGGAGACGUCGGGUGCAUGGCCAUAUCAGAAAACUAUACUGUGGAAAAUCUCAGCUUUCCAUCAAAGCUAAUGGGCUGCGCCGAAGAGGAACUGUGCAAUAAAAUUAUAAAAUUCAACACUGACCAUGAAAUGGACAUUCACGCCUACGCGAAAUGCUGCAAAGGUAAUCUCUGCAACGAGAACAUCCCGUAUUCAUUUCCUCCCAAGUGUAAACUCAAUGGUAAAUACUGCGAAUCUUGCUUCGCGAAAAACACUAAAGGGGAGUGCGUUUCUUCAAAGAAGAUAGAGUGCCGCGGGAAUCAACAUAAAUGCCAUUCGUAUGCAGGAACGGUGGAGAGACCAGAUCUCUCUGUUAUGGAUUACAGUGUUAAGGGCUGCAUGAGCGACUUGGGAUGCAUUAUGAAGUUUGGAUCUCUGAUUGGCGUCAAGCAACUGGAGGAAAGAGUUUUUAAGUGUUCUGAAGCAUUGGAUUGAAUGUUCUGCUAAUUAAUACCAGCUUAUUGCGGUGCUUGCCCAGAAAAUCAGAAAAUACUAAAUAAGACCUACAUCGCUGCCUGCAACAUGAAAAG
Molecule: messenger RNA, 695 nt
Organism: Spea bombifrons (plains spadefoot toad)
Lineage: Eukaryota; Metazoa; Chordata; Amphibia; Anura; Pelobatidae
Product: phospholipase A2 inhibitor gamma subunit B-like
Exons: 4
Coding region: 142-600 (152 amino acids)
Source: RefSeq, a predicted model, not a curated record